UAACCCUCUCUCUUCCUCUCACACUCUCAUUCCACUCCCCACUUCACAUCCCUACUUUCCAAAGGCUUAGGUUACCAUCUGCGGCGCAGGUUAAGGGUUUCACUCUCCUAACGUACACCAUGGAUCGCAAAACCGCCGUCCUCACGGCACUCAUCUGCAUUGUUUUCUCCACCGUCGGCGGCCAAUCUCCGGCAUCCUCCCCCACCGCCACCCCUGCCCCACCCACCACCACCACCCCUCCACCCACCGCCACCCCACCACAAGUCGCAUCUCCUCCCACCACCACUCCUCCACCCGCCGCCACCCCACCACCCGUCGCCACUCCCCUCGCAUCCCCACCACCGGCUACCCCUCCCCCCGUCGCAACCCCACCACCUGCCACCCCUCCACCCGUCGCAACCCCACCACCAGCCACCCCACCUCCCGCUGCAACCCCACCACCAGCCACCCCUCCUCCCGUCGCAACACCACCACCGCUCGCAUCACCACCGGCUCCGGUCCCAGUGUCGUCGCCGGCUCCCUCCGUGACUCCCACAGCAGCACCAUCGCCGUCAACUUUAAGCCCACCAGCACCACCCACCGGUGCUCCUACUCCUUCCAUCUCCGGCGAUCUUACUCCGGCAACGGCGCCGUCGGCUACCGACAUGAGCGGUGCGGAGAAGAUGGGAUCUAUGUUGGGGAGCAUGGUUUUUGGAUCGGCUGUUGUUUACUUUCUACUCUAGAUAUGUAUACUUCAAUGUUGUCACGUCGGGUUCUAUAUUAUAUAGUCUCGGGUAGUUGAGUCAAUUCGAUGGUUGAGAGCUUUUGCAUUGUAUUUGGAGUAGUAGCUAUAUACAUUCUUUUGGGGUUGGGUUUGGGGGAUGCGUUUUGUAAUUUUGAUUGUGACAUGGUUCUACUUGACUGCUAUUGUAUUGUUUCGUUUUAUGCCACUUUUAUUUCUUGCA
Helianthus annuus (common sunflower) is the source of this 944-nucleotide messenger RNA. Its product is annotated as classical arabinogalactan protein 9. Lineage: Eukaryota; Viridiplantae; Streptophyta; Magnoliopsida; Asterales; Asteraceae. Bases 120 to 722 code for a protein of 200 amino acids. The record is from RefSeq and is a predicted model, not a curated record. The transcript has 2 exons. Gene Ontology annotation, cellular component: plasma membrane.